Molecule: messenger RNA, 952 nt
Organism: Xenopus laevis (African clawed frog)
Lineage: Eukaryota; Metazoa; Chordata; Amphibia; Anura; Pipidae
Gene: ppp1r2.S
Product: protein phosphatase 1 regulatory inhibitor subunit 2 S homeolog
Exons: 6
Coding region: 77-637 (186 amino acids)
Biological process (GO): regulation of signal transduction
Molecular function (GO): protein phosphatase inhibitor activity
Source: RefSeq, a predicted model, not a curated record
CGGGUGACGCCAGAAGGUGGGUGGGGGUGAUCUUGUUCUGGGGGAGUACUCAGUACCGGUUUGUAACUCUGGGAACAUGGCGGCGCAGAUCCAGAGGCCCGUUAAAGGCAUUCUAAAGAAUAAAGGUUCUGAGAGGCACGGGGUGUGUGUCAUUAGUAAGCCAGAGGCGGCUUCAGACCGGGACGAAGAUCAGAGUAAAAAGUCCCAAAAAUGGGAUGAAAUGAAUAUUCUUGCUACUUAUCACCCUUCUGACAAAGACUAUGGGUUAAUGAAAAUAGAUGAACCCAGCACCCCAUAUCACAGGAUGAUUGGAGAUGAUGAUGAAGGAGCAAUGAGUGAUUCGGAAUCAAAUGAAGACCUAACUGCAGAUGUUCUAGCGGAAAAAUUAGCAGCAGCAGAAGGAACAGAUCCUAAAUUCUUGGCUCAGAGUGACAGCAGCGAUGAGGAGGAGGAGGAGGAGCUGACACCAGAGGAAAGAGAAAAAAGAAAGGAAUUUGAAACGAAAAGAAAACAUCAUUAUAAUGAAGGCAUGAAUAUUAAACUGGCCAGGCAGCUGAUUGCAAAGGAACUGGCUGGGGAAAUUGAUGAGGAUGAAGAUGAAGAGAUGCAAGAUAUCAUAGACCGAAGCUCAUCCUGACCAGCUGUGGCUCAAUCAUCUAAGUGGAAUGAUUACAUUGCUUGCUGAAGGCCUUUUUAUUGGCACACCAGUGCACUGAUUUGCAAAUUGGACUCAAAUGAAGCAUAGAGAAAAAAAAUUGCCAAUGUUGUCAGACUCUUUAAUUCAGCAACCAUUUCUUUUCCAUUACUGAUUCAAUGGUUCGUCUGGCAUAUACUGCCCAAGAAAUCAUAAAGUAUUAUGGUUAAAAGAACUAGUUUGCAAACGCAGAGUUACUAUACACACUAUUAUUUUCCAUUUAAAUAAUAAUAUUUGGUGUAUGUUGGCCAGUUGGUU